AUGGAGGCUUUUAGCAACAUGGGGAACCAUCUGGUGUCAAACUCUGCCGCGGCGAUCAAUGCCAGCGAUGACAUUUCCACCGUCGACCCUGAUGAGAGCGUCCUCAGUCUGGCCAAGGGCCCUAGAAGACGCCAGCACGAUGAUGACGAAACCGAUAGUAUCGAAGAAGACGAUCUCGAGAGUCUGGCCUCGGCUGCGGUCGAUGUGAACGGAAAGAAACAGGUCCAAAAGCCGGAGGAAGUCAAAGAGUUACCUGCCCAUGCCUGCGCCUACUGUGGCAUCCACAACCCCAGCAGUGUCGUUCGGUGUCUGACAUGCUCAAAGUGGUUUUGCAGCGCUCGUGGAAACACUUCCUCUUCCCACAUUGUCAACCACCUCGUGCGAGCCCGCCACAAAGAAGUCCAACUGCACCCCAGCAGUUCUCUGGGUGAUACUGUGCUAGAAUGCUACAACUGCGGAACGAAAAAUGUCUUCUUACUUGGCUUCAUCCCUGCGAAGUCGGAUACUGUGGUGGUUCUGUUAUGCCGCCAGCCAUGUGCUGCGAUGCCUUCAUCCAAGGACAUGAACUGGGACACUUCGAGGUGGCAGCCAUUGAUCGAAGACCGUUCCUUCUUGUCUUGGCUUGUCUCACAGCCCACUGAUCAGGAGCAGCUCCGAGCCCGGCAUUUGAGCCCUCAAAUGAUUGCCAAGCUGGAAGAAUUGUGGAAGGAAAAUGCGAACGCUACCAUCACCGAUCUCGAAAAAGCCGCCAACAUCGACGAUGAGCCUGCGCCGGUCAUGCUCCGGUACGAGGACGCCUACCAGUAUCAGAACGUCUUCGGGCCGCUGGUCAAGAUCGAAGCCGACUACGAUCGCAAAUUGAAGGAGAGCCAAUCACAAGACAACUUGGUAGUCCGUUGGGAUCUUGGUCUGAACAACAAGCACCUUGCAAGUUUCGUUCUCCCUAAACUCGAACUGGGCGAUGUCAAAUUGGCUGUGGGUGACGAAAUGCGCCUCAAGUACUCCGGCGACCUGCGACCGGCCUGGGAAGGCGUUGGCUAUGUCAUCAAGAUCCCUAACAAUCAGUCUGACGAAGUCACCAUUGAAUUGAGAUCCAAAGGCGACCACAAAUCCGUUCCGACCGAAUGCACCCAUAAUUUCACUGCUGACUACGUCUGGAAGGCAACGUCCUUUGACCGCAUGCAGCUGGCCAUGAAAACUUUCGCCAUCGACGAAUUGAGCGUCUCAGGCUACAUCUUUCAUCGCUUGCUCGGCCAUGAAGUUGCCGCUGCCCCAAUGAAGACACAGCUGCCCAAGAAAUUCAGCGUGCCUGGUCUGCCCGAGCUUAACGGCAGUCAGAUAAACGCUGUUAAGUCUGUUCUACAGAAGCCCUUAAGUUUGAUCCAGGGUCCGCCAGGUACUGGUAAAACUGUCACAUCCGCCACGAUCAUCUACCACUUGUCCAAAAUCAAUGGCGGUCAGGUCCUUGUCUGCGCUCCUUCCAACGUCGCCGUGGACCAAUUGUGCGAACGCAUUCACCGAACAGGCUUGAAGACUGUCAGGGUUACGGCCAAGUCCCGAGAAGACGUGGAGUCAACCGUGGGAUUUCUAUCGUUGCACGAGCAGGUCCGAAUGAAUGAUAGCAAUGUCGAACUGACGAAAUUGAACCAACUCAAGUCCGAGUUGGGGGAGCUUUCCAGCCAAGAUGAGAAGAAGUACAAGUCGUUGACCCGUGCAGCCGAACGAGAAAUCCUUCAGAAUGCCGAUGUCAUUUGUUGCACCUGCGUUGGUGCUGGAGAUCCCAGAUUAGCCAAGUCCAAAUUCAGAACGGUCCUCAUUGAUGAGUCCACUCAGUCCGCAGAGCCGGAGUGCAUGAUCCCUCUGGUCCUCGGCUGCAAGCAAGUUGUUCUCGUUGGCGACCACCAACAGCUUGGACCUGUCAUCAUGAACAAGAAAGCGGCCAAGGCCGGGCUGAAUCAGUCUCUGUUCGAGCGGCUGGUGGCUUUGGGCUGCGCCCCGAUUCGGUUGAACGUUCAAUACCGGAUGCAUCCGUGCUUGUCUGAGUUUCCGUCCAACAUGUUUUACGAAGGAUCCCUGCAGAACGGCGUCACCAUGCAAUCUCGCACUCGGAGGGAUGUGGACUUUCCAUGGCCUGUUCAGGACGACCCAAUGAUGUUCUGGUCCAACCUUGGAAAUGAAGAAAUCUCUGCUUCUGGUACUUCAUACCUGAACCGCACCGAAGCGACCAACGUCGAAAAAAUCGUAAGCCGAUUCUUCAAAGCCGGCGUCAAGCCUUCAGAUAUUGGUGUUAUUACCCCAUACGAAGGACAGCGCAGCUACAUUGUCAGCUCCAUGCAAUCGACGGGCACAUUCAAGAAAGAAAUGUACAAGGAGGUCGAGGUUGCCUCGGUCGAUGCGUUCCAGGGACGAGAGAAGGACUUUAUCAUCUUGUCUUGUGUGAGAUCUAAUGAUCACCAAGGCAUUGGUUUCUUGAGCGACCCUCGUCGUCUCAACGUCGCCAUGACCCGGGCCAAGUACGGAUUUGUCAUCCUUGGAAACCCCAAGGUCCUGUCGAAGCAUCCGCUCUGGCACUAUCUCUUGCUUCACUUCAAAGAGCGCAACUGCUUGGUUGAAGGCCCUCUUAACAAUCUUCAGGUCUCGCUUCACCAGUUCAGCCGACCGAAACAGACUUAUCGUGGGCCUCAACGCUAUCAGAUGGCGUACAACCACGCGAGCCACAUGGCCAGCGGCAUGAUGAACGGUCGUGCUGCUCCACGCAACGACUUCCGCGAAGCGGCGGGCUCCGUUGUCGGGUAUAUCCCGGAUGAUGUUUCUUCUAUCCAUUCUUCUGCCAUGGGUGGAGUCGGCGUGCCGGCUGGCUAUCCGCCAAUGUUCCAGGGUUUCACGCCUGACCCGUGGCCCUCUCUUCAAAAUCAGAGCGCUGGUUCUCGCCGACAGAAUGGAGUGAAGCCAAGACCAGUCCCAGGUAGUGUGGCAGGGGAGUCUACAGUGGCGACUGAAUCGGACAUCACUGGCAGUAUCCUCGGCCAAGGAGGAGUCAGCCUGGACCAACUCUCCAUACAUGGCAACGGCAAGCAGCCGAGCUAUAAUCAGGCCGACCGCUUGAAGAGAUAUGUGGAGAAUGGUCCUCCCGCUGGGGGUUACAUGGCCAAGCACAAGUUGGGCAAGGGUAUGCAUGAGGAUGAAGAUGCUCGGAGCGUCUCUACUGCAUUUGCAAGUCAAGUCGGUGGUGGCUACGACUGA
Molecule: messenger RNA, 3243 nt
Organism: Cladophialophora yegresii CBS 114405
Lineage: Eukaryota; Fungi; Ascomycota; Eurotiomycetes; Chaetothyriales; Herpotrichiellaceae
Product: regulator-nonsense transcripts 1
Exons: 2
Coding region: 1-3243 (1080 amino acids)
Biological process (GO): nuclear-transcribed mRNA catabolic process, nonsense-mediated decay
Cellular component (GO): cytoplasm
Molecular function (GO): ATP binding; RNA helicase activity; RNA binding
Source: RefSeq, a predicted model, not a curated record